This is a messenger RNA of Syngnathoides biaculeatus (alligator pipefish), 3794 nucleotides long. RefSeq names its product leucine zipper-EF-hand containing transmembrane protein 2 (gene letm2). Gene Ontology annotation, biological process: intracellular monoatomic cation homeostasis. The coding region runs from base 434 to 1960 and encodes 508 amino acids. Gene Ontology annotation, cellular component: mitochondrial inner membrane. Gene Ontology annotation, molecular function: ribosome binding. The transcript has 11 exons. The record is from RefSeq and is a predicted model, not a curated record. NCBI's taxonomy places the organism in Eukaryota, Metazoa, Chordata, Actinopteri, Syngnathiformes, Syngnathidae.
AAGCGCCGCGCGUCAUACACAAAUGAUUUCGUUUGCGCUCACGCCAUAUUGGCGCACGCGCAGGAGGGUCUGGCCUCCGUCACUUGGGCCACAUCACACACACGCCGCAUGCGCAGUAGGAUCCCUGUUCCAGGUUAGCCCACGGUCUACUGCUUUGGUGGAAUCGCCCCCCCCCCCCCCCCCAAAAAAAAAAAAAAAAAAACCAUAACAAAACACUGUUGGAUCAAACACGACGACUCAUCUCGAAGCCGCUCCUAAUUCUGCCUCCUCCAAUGGAUUUAUCACCAAUCCGGCCCCUGACGUCUUCUUUCCUAUUUGCAAUGGCCGCUCGCUGAGAAUGGAUCGUAUUCCUCGCCUCGCACCGGAGAAGCCUUUUAACGCCCAUUUAGCAGUACCGAUUCGGUCAUCGGCGUUGGAGUGAUCUACCCAUGCAAUGGCAGUCUUCAGCCACCAGGUGCUCUUUGCUGUUACGAGAUCCAGGGGAUCAUAUCUGUUAUCCCAGCGGCACAGCUGCUCCUCACUGUCUUCCAAAGCCUACGUCCACAUAGAACCGCGACGCAACAUCUCCUCGUCAGCAAACCCACUCAGGCACUCCCGUUAUGGCCACCCACGCUGUUACCCAUACCACAACCUGGCCUGUAGCCACAGCUCUGUUCUACUUGCUCGUUCUCUGCACAGUUCUGUCGUUUGGCUUCAAGACAUUAAAAAGGAGAUUAACACCUCAACCCCUGCUCAGAAUUUGGCAUCGGGCGAGAAAAGUGACACUGAAGCUGCUGUAGCCCAGCCACAAACGCCACCGCCACCCUCUCAGACGCCCGCUGCUGCCACCCCUGUGCCUACGGCGCAGGAGAGGGUUGUGGUGAAGAAAGCUCUGUAUCUCAGGAUCGUCGACGAGCUGAAGCAUUACUACAAUGGCUUCCGCUUGCUUGGGAUCGACACCACAGUCGCAGGCAGGAUGGUGUGGAGUUUGCUGCACGGACAGGUCCUCACACGGAGGGAAAGGAGAAGGCUCAUGAGGACGUGUGCCGACCUCUUCCGUCUUGUACCCUUCAUGGUGUUCAUCAUUGUCCCCUUCAUGGAAUUCCUCCUUCCCGUUUUCCUCAAGCUCUUCCCAGAGAUGUUGCCCUCCACCUUUGAGACAGAGUCCAAAAAGGAGGAGAAACAAAAGAAGGGCCUUGCUGCGAAGCUGGAGCUUGCCAAGUUUCUCCAGGAGACCAUUGCUGAGAUGGCUCGAAGGAACAAGGCUACAGCUCAGAGUGAGGAUGAGGCGCAACGCUUCUCCACAUAUGUGCAGCAGGUUCGGGGAACCGGCGAGCAACCCACCACCAAGGACAUAGUCCGCUUUUCGAAGCUAUUUGAGGACGAGCUGACGCUGGAGCAUCUGGAGCGACCCCAGCUGGUGGCGUUGUGCAAACUCCUGGAGCUGCAGCCCAUCGGCACCAACAACUUGUUGCGAUUUCAGCUGAUGUUGCAGCUCAGAACCAUCAAAUCAGACGAUGAGAUGAUUGCAGCAGAGGGAGUGGCCGCAAUGAGUGUGUCAGAGCUGCAGGCAGCCUGUCGUAGCCGGGGAAUGAGAUCUCUCGGUCUUACAACAGAUCAGCUCCGUCAGCAACUGCAGCAGUGGCUGGACCUACACCUGAAUGAGAAUGUUCCUCCAUCGCUGCUGCUGCUCUCCAGAGCCAUGUACCUGACUGACCUCAAACCCAAAGCUCCAGUCAUCCCGCCUGUACCCAAACUUGAGAAAACCACUCCAGUGGAGAACAAUGAAGCAAACGGGACCCCAGUGAGCGCUGAAAUGCCUUCGGACCCUGCACUCAUCAUCAAAGACAGGCCGGAAGAAGAGAUAAGGAACAAGUCUCCUGUCUUGGCAGACAAACCUCUGACUGCUGCUGAAGUACUCCAGGCAAAAGCAGCAACUGAAGUGUCUCAGAAGAGCAAGAUGAGUGCCAAUGGUGUGUAAAGAGGAGUACGUGUGUCCAGACACAAAAGGAGAGGUGAAUUUAGGCAGCCCAGAGCCAUUACCGAGGACGCUGCGCUCAAUUGACAAGCUAUCAAUUUGUUUACAUCUCUCUAUUUCCUAUUUAAGCAGAGAUUCUCCGGUGAUGGUAAUAACUGUAGAUAACGGGAUGGUGCUGUGGGUUCCACACUUGUGCACUCCAUGAUACUGUCUUCGCCAAAACUCUGCAAUAAUGGCUUGAAAUUUCACAUGGCUUGAUGGGAUAUUUCACUUUGAUCCAAUUUCUCCUGGAAAUAUGAUCCAAACCUCACGUGAUGCAGCUUGGCCACUGCCACACCGGUUGACUCCCUUUUGUUCCGCAUGGAUUCCUCCUCCUGUAAAUGUGUUUAAUGCCAUGUCUUACAUUAUCCCAGCAGCAGCUUUUUACAGUUUGCUAUGCAAACUCGCGAAAAGAUCAAAGCUCCUAUUAUUAGCGAUUUCUUUGCUUGCCUGUCGCCCCGCUGUUUAACAUGUGAGAGACAGAAAUACUUAACCCGUCCACCUCCGUCCUUUUCACCGCAAACUGGACCAUGCAGACCACGUGUAAACCUACUCGUAGGUUCCAUCAGUUGACUGGAACAGCUUCCGUGGCACAUGGUGCAUUCAGAGAGGAAAAAGAGAGAGAGUUCACUCCUUUUGUGCAGACAAGACUGAGGCAGUGUAAUCUGCCUCAUUUUAUUUCACUAUACUGCAGUGUUUACGUUGUUUUAACACUGUGAAGCUUGGCUUUCAUGAAGCUGAAGAGAAUAUACCUGAUGUUAUCCAGAAACAAAUUCUAUUUAUGAGAGAUCUUAGUUACCAAUUAAUAGUAAGGCAUUAUUUUUUUACGUCCUUUGAAAAAAAUGUAACCGUAUGACUGAUCCACCACCUGUCUGACAUUUCCCUAAAAAAAUGUAAGACUUCAUGUUAUGCAAAGUUUACCACAUUGGUGUACUGUAUUGAUACCGUUUGGAGUGAUUGUCACCCCUCAUCCCUUUCAUUGUUGGAUAAGUCGACCCCCCCCCCCCCCCCCCCACAAGAUACAUUUAAAAUGUUGUGGAUGCCGAAGAUGAAAUUCUUGGGGUUUUUUUUGUGUUCUUGUAAGGUUAAAGGGCGGUUGGUUAAUCGGGUGUCAUUGUCUCAUCAACUGUAUUCGGAGUGCUCAUUUGGACAUUUCUUUAUAACAGGAGUGGGAAACCUACGCCGUGUGUACUUGAUUCGGCCCACCGUGAUAUUGUAAAACAAACAGUAAAACUCUGAGGAACUGUUAAGAAAAAGUUCCAAGACAUUUAAAUUCCUAAUUCCCAAGAAUAAAAAUUCCUAAUUUCAGCAAUGAUAAACACUUUUAUCAAUUGUUAGGUCACAUCUUUUCAUAAAUGUAGUAUGGCCCUCUGGGGAGUGAAAAUUAUAAAAUUAUUUACAAGGCAUUCCUGAUAAAAAGAAAACAAAAAAAACGUUCUCUGCUUCAGGGAAAUAUCUCCUUUACCCUUGGUUGCACCGUUUUAUAGGGAAAAAAAAUGAGAAUACUGUAUAUGUUUAGAAAAGAACUGCAUAUUUGUUCUGUCAUUCUGAAUGGAUUUGGACAUUUUCAAAAUAAUUUUGAUUUCUUUGGGCUAAGAAAUGAUUUGUCAAGUUGAUGUGACGCUUUUGCUGUUAGUUUUCCUGAUUUAAAAAUUGUUAGUACUAUGUACUGCUUGAUUAAACAACUUGUCCGCUGGGACUCAAUUUGUACACUACUGUAACUGCUUCAGCUAUUUAGCGGGCUAUACGGCAUUUUGUUUCUUGUUCUGCAUUAGAAAAAUGAACUACCACAGAAACA